AUGAAACGCUUUCUUCGAACAGCGCUCGUGUUUGCGAGAUUUCUGUUCCUGAUCUCGUUGCCACUUGCAGUUACAAUGAAACAAGAAUACUGCAUGCCUGAGGAUUACACAAACCUGGCGAUUCCUUUUCGCAUGGUGUAUGAAGGUAAGAUUAAUCAAGGGAAGUCCUUGCAUGUAUUUGCUUCUAAUUUAUAGAGCUGUUUUUAUAUAUCAGUUUUUUAAUGGUUCCAUGUCAUUUCUGCAGCAAUUUUAGUUAUCUAUAAACGUUUUUAUUUGCCUAAUAAAUCAUUUUUCGUCGUUGUAGAUGUUUGCCCUUUGAUAGAAAAUAUUUUGUCUGAAGCGACCUAUGAUUUCAAGAAUCAUUGUGCCAUGAAGUGUUUGCAAUAUCCAUUCUGUGCUGGAUACAAUUUUAAGAAAAAGCCGCAGAGAAAGACUCCAAACUGCCAGUUAACACACACGCUGGAUCACAACUUUCAUCAUUGCAACGCUGAUGACAAAGGCUGGAUAUUUUAUCAACCCGUUGCUCCAAGAAAGGUACGAAACUGCAGUAAAAUAUAUACUUAAUAAACUUUGCCUGAAUUAACUUAUUAAUUUAUAUACGCUGAAUUAGCUUAUUUGUGCCCAAGCAACUAUAGUGAAAAAGAUGCAUGAGAAUGUUGCGAUCUUCACAAUUAUAUAUAUAUAUAUAUAUAUAUAUAUAUAUAUAUAUAUAUAUAUAUAUAUAUAUAUAUAUAUAUAUAUAUAUAUAUAUAUAUAUAUGUAUAUAUAUAUAUAUAUAUAUAUAUAUAUGUACGAGUUAUAAACCGAGUAGGAGGUUUAUAACUGAUAUAUUGACCCGAGGACGCGUAGCGUCCGAGGGGCAAUAUAUCAGUUAUAAACCGACUUUCCAGGUUUAUAACUAACUUAUAUCACACUUGCGGAGGUUUUCCAACAUAUUUUGUCAUUUUCAAAAAUUUUUAAUGAAAAAUUCUCGCGUUUUGUCUACAAGUUUAAUCUAAUCAUUUAUUCAAGGUAUAUAAGCUAGUUAUAAACCUCGAACGAACAAAGAAAACGGACGAAAGUGUGAUAUAAAUAUAUAUAUAUAUAUAUAUAUAUAUAUAUAUAUAUAUAUAUAUAUAUAUAUAUAUAUAUAUAUAUAUAUAUAUAUAUAUAUAUAUAUACACACACAAGUAUCGAGUUUGGAAUCAUAUAUGAGUAGAGUGCUCAAUACCGUAGUAGCCGCUGAUAAGAUUAGAAGACAAACUUGAAUUACUUCAUAUGAACUUUAUUUCACUACAAAUUUGUUUCGUAUGACAAGAAGAGUCUUGCCACACUCAUCAGGUGAAUUUAAAUAACGUUAUUUAAAUUCACCUGAUGAGUGUGGCAAGACUCGUCUUGUCAUACGAAACAAAUUUGUAGUGAAAUAAAGUUCAUAUGAAGUAAUUCAAGUUUGUCUUCUAAUCUUAUAUAUAUAUAUAUAUAUAUAUAUAUAUAUAUAUAUAUAUAUAUAUAUAUAUAUAUAUAUAUAUAUAUAUAUAUAUAUAUAUAUAUAUAUAUAUAUAUAUAUAUAUAUAUAUAUAUAUAUAUAUAUAUAUAUAUAUAUAUAUAUAUAUAUAUUAUAUAUAUAUGAAUUAUAAUUAAAAAAAAUUUGGCAGAACUCGCAUGCAAGUUUAGAAACUACUCUUUUCCAAGUUUGUGUUAAAAUAAAGAAUGUAUAAAGAGAAGAAAAAUAUACAAAAGGCAACAAGAUAUAUGCUGCUGAAUUCUGAAACCCUUUAAGUAUAGGUUAUUUUAGUUGAAACUUGUUUACAUUAUAGAGCUUUUGUCAUAAAAUUUAAUAAUUUAUAGUUGUAUACGAAUGUUGUGCGCCCGGUAAUUUCCUUAAGGAGUUCGGUAAUUUCCCAAAAUGUACGCAAAUACGAAAUAAUUACAAAAAUUUCGAACAUACAGCAUGCGAGUGACGACGUAGGCGUCCGGUAAUUUCCGUAAGGAAUUCAGUAAUUUCCCUAAAUGUACGCAAAUACGAAAUAAUUACAAAAAUCUCAACUAAAGUUGUAAGCAGAUUACAUGCGACAGUUUUAGGCAAAAGUUGUGUAGUGUAAAAUCGGCCUAUAUAUAGAAAGGUUUCGAGUCCAAUUUGAACACGUCCUUUGGACUCGAUUACAUUUAUGAGAAAAUUGAAAACUUUUGAUACACUAUUGCAUCAUUUUAGCCCAUAGUUCCGAAAAUAUUUUUAAUGAAAAAAGUUAGCUAUAUUUUAAGGACAUCCUCUGCAGUAUAUAUUAUAAUUUAAAACUCGUAGUCUCAUUUAAAAAUAUAGGACCAAUUAUUAUAGUUAACUUGUGAUGUUAUUCAGUGUUAUUUCAGCUUAAGCUGAGUUCCUCUUAGUUUAUUGUGAGCUGAAUUCUAACACAUUGCCUUCACAGGUUCCAUGUCAUAAAAUGAAGAAUUGUAAAAAUGGGGGAAAGACGAUCAUAUAUCUUAAAGAUGGACCUGAUUCUGAUCCUUACAGGUGUGAGUGUCUAAAAGGAUUCAGUGGAAAUCUCUGCCAAAUUGGUGAGUUGUUAAAGAAAAAGAUUACUGUGCAAGAUAAAGAUGAAAUAGAAUGAGAAUCCAAAGUUGCUGCAACAAGAACUCAUAUCAAGCCAUGCUAAAAGUAUUUACGCAUGUUCGCAAUUAUAGCAUUCGUUGAAUACAACUUUUGUUGCAAGUGCAGCAAUUUUGUUUCCUGUAUUACUUCGCCUUAAAUAAUUUAUUAUUUUGCUGCCGAGGUGUGUUGGAUUCUUUAUCUAUGUAUAGACAGAUAAGGGUACGAACUUGAGUCCAGUUUGGAAAAACACUCAAAAUUUCAUGAGUCGGAAUUAAGGAUGAAAACUCACGAGGAUCUUGCAACAAUUUUGUUUUUUAGAGCUGACUUGAAAUUUUUUGGGACUUAAUUUUUACAUUUUUUUAAUGUCUUGGAUAUAAUGCAUUAAAAUACAAUGGAUAAAAAAUGUAUUGACCAGAAUUUCAUCAUGUUUCUUAUUUUCAUUUAGUCCCGACACUUUCUGAUUCCGCCAUAUUAUCUGGAGAACCAGCUGACUUUCUGACAAGAUUAACUUCAUGGACCGGAAACACACAAAGCACUAAUUGGACGCUGUGUUGGCGUGCAACUAAGCAUGGAUGGGCAGCCAGGACCUUUCAUGGAAACUGUGAUUACAAGAAACCAACCGUGACGAUAAUAAAAGUUGGUAACUUCAUCUUCGGUGGUUAUGCUACGGAGUCUUGGGAAGGUGAAGGUAUACAAUAGUUUUUUAUAUUUACUAUCAGUUUUCAAUGCCAGAGUCGUUGCUUGGAGAUAUGCCUGCAUGCAGGUGCAUUUAAGCGUAUAUAGAUAUACUCUAAAAGUAAAUUCUAUAAUUAAUUAAGUCCGGGCAGAGUUUGAACAAUCCAUUUUCGGAAUACAUUUUUAAACAGAUGGGUUUGUAAUCCAAGUGAGAAUAUAUACAUUUUAAGACAUAACCAGGAACGACUGCGAAAAAUGCAGCGUAAGGUCCUCUGGUAGGAAUUGAACCUACGGCCCUGCGAUUCCGGUGCAGCGCUCUGACCAACUGAGCUACAGAGGCCAGCUGUUGAGCUGUAACCGUAGUUCAUCUCGCAGGGCCGUAGGUUCAAUUCCUACCAGAGGACCUUGCGCUGCAUUUUUCGCAGUCGUUCCUGGUUAUAGGUCUUAAAAUGUAUAUAUUCUCACUUGGAUUACAAACCCUAACAUUCUAAUAUUAAUUCCACCAAGUGAAGUGCAGUAAUCCAAAUUAUUGAAGUCCAUUAUUGAAGUCCAUUGUGCGGUAAUCCAAAUUAUUGAAGUCCAUUGUGCGACAGUAGCCUACGUGUGUAAAUAAAUAAUUUUAUGCAAUAAAAAUAAUUAACUUCGAGAACGAAUGUGUGCGUGUUGUUUAUGUAUAUAUUAAUUAUAUUCAUAUUAGUUAUUAUGCAGGUUUACCGAGAUUAUUUAAGCCGUGGAGCUCACAGGUAUAGCUCAUUGCUUGCAGACCUUCAAGUUCACAACGUUGUCUCUCCUUUACAAUGCCGAGAUUAACAAAUUAAUAGCUUAGCUGGUUUAGUCUAGGUUCAACAAAUUCGUUGGGUACUUCGUUGUUGAUGGCUGUUUCGUUUCGGUCCACCGUUGGUCAUUCUUCGGAGAGCAUUGUCUUAUGUCGACUUGGUUAUUUUUCCCCAAGUUCCUCUACUGCUUUGAUUUCAGUGGUCGAAGCUUCGUUGUGCUCGACAGUUUGUUUUCCCGCUCCCUUGGUCGUUCCUGCCUCACAGUGUUCCCUCGCUGGCUCUUCGGUUCGUUGUCUACGCGUCUGCUGCGGUGCCUAUCAGCAAUAGCUUUUUGUCGCCGAUUCCAUCGUUCAAUGCCACUGCUUUCCCACCUCUAUUCCUGCCUCUAUACCUGCCUCAUCCCCCCCUGGCCGGUUUCCAGCUUACAGCAUCGACCUACAUUGCUACCACAAGCGUCACAACCAAUGUUUUCAUACGUGUCUCCUUCGUCCUUGUUUUUCUGGCCGCCAUCUUGUCACCUUGGCCCAGUCCCUUUUAGUACGGCUCAGUCAUUACAUCCCAUCCAUCAGCAGGCGCCGCUAAAUUCCAUCCUCCAGCAGGCGACGCUCAAUCCUAUCCUACAGCCGCCCUUGACUCCCUUCUACCACUGAGCAGGGGCUAGUAAAUCCCAUCCUUCCGCAGGCGCUCCCGAAUCCCGUUCAUUAGCAGGCUUUAGGCCUUACGCAGAGCUCUGGCUUGCCAUUAACCACGCCAGCUGCCGCUAACAGUCAGCUUAUGGGGCUGCAACGUGCAGGUUUGUGGGAGACGUCAGGUAUGUCGGGGCAGGUUCCACUUUUGGUGUGUUACUAUUACCGUCUAUUUUUGCUGUGUUGCUAUGUACUUCUUUAUUGACAUGGUACUAAGGUACUUGGCGUGCUACUUAGCGGUAAUGUUUGUAUUUACGUUAACUUUGUUUGUAUUAUACCAUUGGUUUUGCAGCUUAUUGCCCGUUAUUUCUUUAGCUCAAGUACCUGUAGGGGUUAAUACCCCUGUGGCGGCCGUUACUCCACUCGUCCUCACCGAAUUUCGGCAGGGUACUCAUCGGGUUUCCGCCUAGCUUCCUCAAUUACGUGUUUCGUGGGAUCCCGGACGGUUAGUCUGAGUUACGCUUGGGGGUUGGGAACGCCUUUGGAGGGGGUUCGUGCCUCGAAUCCCUUCUCCAGCUGCGCUGGAGGAUGGCGUUGGAGAGGUGAAUUCUCGGCAUCAUUGGGAUUUGCCAAGCCGGGAUAGUCGUUGGUCGGUAGCUUGAGUACCUACUUGACAGCCAAAUUGACUUCAGUUCGUGGUUGCAGCCUUGCUAAACGUAGCGUGCAUCCUCUCCAACAGAGCUAUACCCUCCAAUAGAUCUGCCGUGUUUAGGUCAUGUGCUAUUACUCUAUAUGCUCUUGCUAUUUGUUCACUGAGUGAUCGCAUGUUAAAUGAUUUUAUGCAAUAAAAAUAAUUAACUUCGAGAACGAAUGUGUGCGUGUUGUUUAUGUAUAUAUUAAUUAUAUAUUCAUAUUAGUUAUUAUGCAGGUUUACCGAGAUUAUUUAAGCCGUGGAGCUCACAGGUAUAGCUCAUUGCUUGCAGACCUUCAAGUUCACAACGUCCCCACCCACCCUCCCCCUUUUUUUUGGGAGGUCAUUGCUUGUUCGCACCGGUUUUCUUGGGGGGUGCUGCUGGUGCUAACCCGCUUGCUGGGAGUGUCUGCCUGUUACAUUCUAUGCUUUCAGUUAUUGCAAACCAGCGGCAGUGUGGGUAAAAAAUAUUAGUAUCAGCGUUUCCUGGUCGCUGCUGACCAGAGGUGCCUGUAUCUGUACUGCUUAUGUUGGCUUCUAUGGGUUGCUUUACAUUUUAUGCUUUCAGUUAAUGCAAACCAGCGGAGGUCUGGGUAAAUAUUAGUAUCAGCGUUUCCUGGUCGCUGCUGACCGGAAGUGCCUGUAUGGUUAAUUGGAGUACUGUAAUGUAUUGUUUUGGCCGACAAUCAAGGCGCACCCCUGGGUAGCUUAUUGUGUUCAGUCACUUUUCUUUGUUCUCGUAGUCUAUGUAAUACUUGCGUUUUAUGUUGUUACGUCUCGUGUUUUUGGGGUGCGCUGUCGAUUACGCCAAUUGUUGUCCUGUUGCUUAUUUUUUCGUUGUGCUUGCUUGCCGCGCCCGCUCGCGGGCAUACCUCCAGCUAUUCUGGAUGAUUAUCCCCUUGUUACUCAAAUUGGUUUUAACACUAAUCUGCUUUUUUGUAGUCACGUCCUGCGUUGCAGAGCUUUUCAUUCUUUUCAGCUAUGAUAUUGUUAUCUUUGCUUUGUCAGGGAGUAUUAUUUAUUGUUUGGUGUUGUAUGUUCCGUCCCUUGGGUAAGUAUUUGUGUGUUUUUUGUUCGUUUUUGUAUUCCGGUUUCCACUUUGUGUGACAAUAGUUCUGUCUUUGGAGAGGUGAAUUCUCGGCAUCAUUGGGAUUUGCCAAGCCGGGAUAGUCGUUGGUCGGUAGCUUGAGUACCUACUUGACAGCCAAAUUGACUUCAGUUCGUGGUUGCAGCCUUGCUAAACGUAGCGUGCAUCCUCUCCAACAGAGCUAUACCCUCCAAUAGAACUGCCGUGUUUAGGUCAUGUGCUAUUACUCUAUAUGCUCUUGCUAUUUGUUCACUGAGUGAUCGCAUGUUAAAUAAAGAUAGUGUUUUACAGAGAUUUCGAGCACUGAUAAAAAUGAUAAUCUCACAUGUGAAAUUAUUCAUGAUAAUCUCACAUGUGAAAAUUAUCGCCUUUUCAAUUAUCGCUUUUCUGUAAAAAUUAUCGCUUAAGCCUUUUCAUUUAAGACUGUCCUUUAUAUAAUAAACAGAAAAAUACAUGGGUGGUUGGAAAUACCAGAUUUAUUUUUCGUGUUGAACAUGACAUAUCUCACUCGUUCGCUGCGCUCACUUGUUCGCUGCACACUCAUGUUCAACACUCGAAAUAAAUCUGGUAUUUCGUGCACCCAUGCAUUAUUCUCUAUUUAAACUACAACUUGACUGGUUUAAAUAUUAUCAAGUUAUCAGUGAUUGUAAAAGUAGCAGAUAGAAGUGUUUUGUUUUAUAUUAUUAUCAAGUUAUCAGUGAUCGCAAAACCUCCAAAUACUUAAUUUCAAAUGUUAGAAUGUUAGGGUUUGUAAUCCAAGUGAGAAUAUAUACAUUUUAAGACCUAACUAGGAACGACUGCGAAAAAUGCAGCACAAGGUCCUCUGGUAGGAAUUGAACCUACGGCCCUGCGAUUCCGGUGCAGCGCUCUAACCAACUGAGCUACAGAGGCCAGCUGUUGAGCUUUAACCGUAAGUUCAUGUAUAUUUAGGUAAUCGGGUGUGCGGGUUAUGAUAAUGUGGACUUCAACAAUUUGAAUUCUUGCACUUCACUUGGUGGACUUAAUAUUAGAAUGUUAGGGUUUGUAAUCCAAGUGAGAAUAUAUACAUUUUAAGACCUAACCAGGAACGACUGCGAAAAAUGCAGCACAAGGUCCUCUGGUAGGAAUUGAACCUACGGCCCUGCGAUUCCGGUGCAGCGCUCUAACCAACUGAGCUACAGAGACCAGCUGUUGAGCUUUAACCGUAAGUUCACGUAUAUUUAGGUAAUUGGGUGUGCGGGUUGUGAUAAGGUGGACUUCAAUAAUUUGGAUUCUUGCACUUCACUUGGUGGAAUUAAAAUUAGAAUGUUAGGGUUUGUAAUGCAAGUGAGAAUAUAUACAUUUGUAUAUUCUCACAUGGAUUACAAACUAUUCUCAUUUGGAUUACAAAAUAUAUACCCAAAAUAUAUAUACAUGUACUAUACAUUUGUAUAUUCUCACUAGGAUUACAAAAUAUUCUCACUUGGAUUACAAAAUAUAGACAUGUAUAUAUUCUCACUUGGAUUACAAACCCUACCAUUCUAAUAUUAAUUCCACAAGUGAAGUGCAAGAAUCCAAAUUAUUAAUUUCAAAUGCCCCGCCGGGGCUAAGGCCUAAGGUUUGAGUGGAAAUGCCCAACCCCCGGGAUGUGCUUUACAGGAAAAUGGCUGGGCGAGGGGGAUGGGCACACUUGGAUUUGGCUGAUGCAUUAUAAAAGUCCUGUGCUUAUUUCAGACUGCUUGUCAAAUAUUUACUUGCUAGAAGUAGAAAUUUACUCUGACCACUGGAUGAAGAAGACAUUAAAUAAGUACAGUACUGGUCAAUAAACAGAAAUGUAUUUUAUUUCAUAGUAUUACAAUUUUAUUUUUAUACUAUAAAAAUAAAAUAUAAACAUGCAGCAUAGAAUAUGCAAAUUGGAGGCAAAAUUAUUGUUGAAUCGGUUUAUUUAUAGGAUUUUAUAACAAAUAGCAACUAUAAAAGUUUAUACCUUGUCUUCACAUCGCUUUAUUCUGUUAGCCAAUGCUUUUAAAUUUACAUAUUUUAGAAUCAGUUCCUUUCCUGGUAUAACUGCAUUUCUAAAUGAAAUCAUCGUGAGUAGUGAGUGCUGAGCAGGCCGUUUUACUAUAAACAAAUUUUAGGAAUUGAUAACAACUUUGAAAAAUAUAUCGUUGCACAUUCGGUUACAGUCGGAAAAAUGUUCAUAGUAUGUUGUACCGUCGCUUGCACCUAACGAUGAACAGUCGCUCAUAAAAACAUUCGCGUGAUUAGAAUCUCCAAUGUUUGUCAAGAACAACAACCUUAUUCUAUGACAACAACACUUAAUUGUUGUUUCCCAUGUGUACAAUAAUAAGUAAAAAAAACUUUGUGUGGUCUGAACGAGUUGGGCCAGAGACCUGCUGGAAACCUUUACAGGCUUUUUAAUGAGAAUAGAGAAUGUUUUAUCUGCAACUGUUCACCUUUAGUUGCAACCGACGGUAUUUGGCAGCAUAAAAUUGCCUGUGGCUGUGAUAACUGAUAUAAAUAAAAUACAUUCUGGUUAAACUGACUUGAGCGUGUCAUGACAAACUCUUUAUUGGAAAAUUGUGAAGAAAUAGUCGAAUAUAUAGGGUCGAAUAUCAUCUUUCGCUUCAGCAGUCUUUUUUUUCCAUGCUUCUUUACGCUUUCCCAGGCGAGCUUCUUUUUCCUCAGCAGUCUCCUCGAGCAAACGUUGUCGUCUUCGCUCCCUCCUUUUCGCUAGACGUUCGGCUUUCUUGUCAUUCCUAGCCUCUCUUCAUUUGGCUCCAUAUCUUUUCAAUUGGUAUUUAAUACCGUAAUUGUUUUAUUAAACUUUUUAUAGAACAAAUUGCUUUGAAAGCUGUCAAAGUUUUUUGCAAACGUACAAAAUACUGUAGUGUAAAAAGCAAAUUAUUUUCAUGAAGUAUCUGUCAGUUGAAGUCGUCAUUUGUCAUACAACAACAAAUUUUAAAUUUGACCAAUCAGUGUUCGCUAUCCAUGACAGUCCGCCAUAUUUUUGAGAUCAGUGAGGAUGACCACCCACUCAAGGUUCGUUGGUCACGCCCGCGAUAUUUGAUGAACUUUAGACUUGGCUAAUGCUUUCGUUUCCCCGGGUGUAAAUAGCCGGGGGGAAUUAGUACCCUCGCACAGCGCUUCGCGCCGCCAGCUCGGGGAAUAUGCUAAUUUUAAGGUUACAGGAUACCCUAGACAUGCCUUUCGGGAGAUCCGCUGUAACUCGAUCAAUUUUAAUCCAAAUUCCAUCAAAUUUUCACCAAAUGUAGUUAGAUAAAUGUAGUAUAAGAUGUUCUUAUCAUAUGUACGAAAGAAUAAAUACUUAUUCAGAUAUUUGCCGAAGUCUAAAAACGCGGUACUUCUGCGCCGUGAAGUUAGUUAGACGCCGGUUUUACUCAAAUCCUAUAAAAAUAUCAAUUUUACUCUUCUCAAAGGUUGUUCUAAAAAACGGUGUUCGCGUUUUGUCGUUGCUAUAGGGGUUCAUGAGUUACGGCAUAUUCAUUCCAGACAUAUGCUAUAUUGCAACUAAUUGACAACAAAAAGCUUGUAACUUGCUUAUUAUUUGAAUAAAAAACUCGCGCGCACACCGUUUUGUAGCUGAAAUAUGUACCUAUGCUGUGUGGAAAUUUGACAAAAAUCGGUUAAAACGCACGCUUAACAAACUUUAUUUAGUGCGUAUAUUCGACUCAAAAUUCAAGUGCCUCAAAAAGCGCUUUGAAAAUUUCGCGGGUUUUCUUUCAGUGUAAUCAGGUACUGCGCCUACUGUGACGUACUGUCAUUAUAAAGUUAAUCCGAUGACAGAUAACGUUUGCGGCAAGACCACAAUAUAUAAUCAAGUCAUGCCUAAACGAAAAGGAAGACAAACCAACGCGCCACAAAUAUAAGCGCAGAAUCUCAAAAGCGGCAAAAAUGCAGAACGAUAGAGUUCAGCUGAUGGCGAUGUGGACCACAAAGAAAAACUAAUGGCAACGAUGAAAGAUAAAGUCUUAAAGGGUAAGGAAACUUAGUUUAUCGCAUUUUGAUCCAACGAUAUUUUGCUAGUUGACGUUAUAGAAAGCCAUGCAUUUGUUCUCUCUCUUCAUGCAGUUACGAUGGAGCAAACUUUAUCAAGAAUAUUGAGGCUCAUGGUGUUGAAGAUUGGCUAAAGAAGCGUGGUAAACCUCCUAGAAUUGUACGGUAUUUUUUUAUUGUGGAUAGGCACACGCGCUGAUCGUAACUUUACAAUCACUGAGUUAUAUACAUAAUUGCACCUGGUUCGCUGGAUUUUUGCACAAUUUGCGUUUUUAGUACGCCGCGCAUCGUAUUGUUUUUGGAAAUAAAAGGCUUUAUUGUAAAAUGUCAUUAAAUUUUCGUUCAUUUAUAGAAACAGGGAAUCGGUCCCAAGGAUGCGGCUUAUGGAUAUCCUGUCGAAGUACUAAAUUUCCUGACCGAUAUCGCGGUGAUGUAAAAGGAGAGAAAGAGAAGCGAGUUUGA
Paramuricea clavata is the source of this 10861-nucleotide messenger RNA. Lineage: Eukaryota; Metazoa; Cnidaria; Anthozoa; Malacalcyonacea; Plexauridae. The record is from the annotation of a GenBank genome assembly.